Vespula pensylvanica (western yellowjacket) is the source of this 2907-nucleotide messenger RNA. It is a transcript of the gene sim, whose product is annotated as single-minded homolog 2. Lineage: Eukaryota; Metazoa; Arthropoda; Insecta; Hymenoptera; Vespidae. The transcript has 9 exons. The record is from RefSeq and is a predicted model, not a curated record. Gene Ontology annotation, molecular function: DNA-binding transcription factor activity, RNA polymerase II-specific; protein dimerization activity; RNA polymerase II transcription regulatory region sequence-specific DNA binding. Gene Ontology annotation, biological process: regulation of transcription by RNA polymerase II. Bases 385 to 2706 code for a protein of 773 amino acids. Gene Ontology annotation, cellular component: nucleus; cytoplasm; transcription regulator complex.
AAGAAAAAAGAAAAAAAAAAUUAUUAUUAUAUCGAUUUAUCAUCGCCGUCAUGGAGAAACGCUUGUUACCACGCAUGUAUGCAUCUCUCAUGGCAAAGUGGUGGGGAGAUACGUGAUACCGGGAUACCGAGACACGAAGUGUGAAGUUUAGUUUUGCUUACGACGACCUUUAGUUCUAGCGCUCUUGUCCUCUGACCUAUCGUACAUCUCGUAUAACAUUAACAGAGAUAGAAAGAGAUAAUAAUAAUAUACUUUCAGUUAAAAUUAAUACAAAUAAUAAGUGUUACAUUAUAUAUUUUAGUGGUUUCGUUUUGAUAUGUGCCAUUUCUCCCGCCAAAAGUUAUUGUUUCUAGUCACGUGAUCAACUCCCUCGGUUCUAUCAUUAUGGAAUCAAAUAGUCCAACUUCAGAUCUCACCCUAGAUCUCAGCAAUUCUCGGCAUCAUUAUCAUUAUCAUCAUCGUCAUCACCAUCACCAUCAUCAUCGACGUAACGACAGCCAGAACCAAAACCACAACAACAAUAACAGUAUUAUCAAUAACAACAAUAAAAAUAACAACAAUAACAACGACUCGAUAAGCCUUGUGACGAGCGAACCUCAGGAAGUCGUGAUGAAGGAGAAAAGUAAGACAGCGGCCCGAUGGCGCCGGGAAAAGGAAAAUAAGGAAUAUCUUGAACUUGGAAAACUGCUGCCACUUCCGUCGACCAUCACCUCACAAUUGGACAAAGCCAGUAUUAUCAGGCUAACCACUAGCAACCUCAAGAUGAGAGCACUAUUUCCUCACGGGUUGGGGGAUGACUGGGGUACUAGACCACCUCCUAGUAGUCCUUUAGAAGCAGGCAUUAAAGAAUUAGGAUCACUUUUUUUAAAAACUCUGGACGGUUUCGUAUUUGUCGUGACACCCGAUGGAAAAAUCGUCUACGUUAGUGAAACGGCCAGUGUACAUCUAGGAAUGUCUCAGGUUGAAUUAACAGGUAACAAUAUAUAUGAAUACAUUUGUCAGUACGAUCACGAAGAGAUGUUUUCGGUAUUGAAUCUCCCACAAAAUCCGGCGGAUCUCACCGACUUUAUGUUUCCACCGCCGAACUCACGUGGUGAAAUCGACCUAGAACGUGUCUUCUUCCUGAGAAUGAAGUGUAUCUUAGCGAAGAGAAGCGCGGGUCUUGUCACGGAAGGAUACAAGGUUAUUCACUGUUCGGGUUACCUCAAAUGCAUCAUUGAAAGUUCAACCGGCUCGGAAUACGAAGAUGGUGCUGCUGGUAGAUGUAUCAGGAAUAUUUGUCUCCUAGCCGUCGGCCAUUCCUUUCCAACCUCCGCCAUUACAGAAAUCAAACUUUACAACAAUAUGUUCAUGUUCAGGGCGUCCCUCGAUCUCAAGAUGAUAUUCAUCGACUCGAACGCAACGAAUUUAACAGGCUACCAACCACAGGAUCUCAUCGAGAAAACUCUCUACCAUUACGUACAUGGAAGCGACGCGUUACAUCUGAAACAAGCACAUCGAGUUCUACUACGAAAGGGUCAAGUGACAACAAAGUACUACAGAUUUCUAACGAAAUUGGGCGGUUGGGUGUGGAUGCAAUCGUAUGCCACGGUCGUUCAUAAUACAAGAAGCUCAAGGCCUCAUUGCAUCGUCUCAGUGAAUUAUAUUUUAACAGAGAUUGAAAACAUGGGACUGGUGUUGAAUUGCGUCGAGGGACCUUGUUCCACGAGUCCUAGUAAUCCAUCUAGCACGGCCUUAACAACACCAACGACAAGUGCCAAUACGAACAAAUUGGAAAAUCACAGUCCAAGUUCGCCGUCCUUUCGUGGAAGAGUCAAAGAAUCACCAGAUACGGAUUAUACAGACAGUUCCGGUUAUUCUGGUACAGAAUUCAUAGCCUGUUCUACGAAUUAUAGUCAUUUUCUUUCGUCCCCUUAUGCCGUUAACGGACCGAUGCUCGAAGAUGGCACUUAUUACAAUACCGAAGUUUUUCACUUGUACGGAGAUAUAAGUCACGAUCCACUUACCACGGUACCACCACCGCCACAACAACAACAGCAACAACAACAACAACAACAACAACAACAACAACAACCACAAGAAACACAUCAUCAUCAAAUACAAAGUAAUCAACAGAGGAGGCCAUAUUCUACGUCAUCCAGUUCUUGCGGUAGCACCGAUGCUAUGGAUAACCAUUUACCUAGUCCAAUCGGUUUACAUUCUAUUCCGUCAGGAUAUCAUCCACCUCCUCCUGCACCUCAUCCACCUCAUCAUCAUCCGCAUCAUCAUCAUCAUCAUCACCACCACCACCAUCACAAUCAGCAUCAGCUUGCAGACUCGACCUCGUCGAGCAUCACAGAAACAGGUGGCAGUGUCAUCAUGUAUUCCGAUUGUGGCUUUGAUAACAACGACGUUUACAGUGGUGUACCAACGACAACGCCAACGACCCUUCAACAUCACGAUGCCUCUUAUCAGGCACAAAGAAAUACAAACGGAACUGCCGGGAACAAUGUUAAACAACAGCCCCAACAUCAUCACCAUAUCGAACAAUCAACCGCUGGUUAUACAAGCGUUAUCGUCGACUCUCAACAAUAUAGUCCAAAUGCUACGCAAGAUCUUCACCCCCAUGCUGGUCAUCAUCAGGUUGUCACGUCGAGUGGUACCACGUCUCCUCUAGUAACGCAUCAUCAGCAUUAUUACGAAACGCAUCACCAAUUCGUUCACUGACACCAAACGAUGAUGCGAGUGAUGCUUGUCGUCGAGACAUCAACAAGCUUACGAAUUCAAUAAUUCUAGGACUCAAUGAUUAUCCUGCAAUUUUAUUGAGAUUUAAUCGGGCUCCUUUGAAGUAUAAUGAAUGAAAAGAUUGAAUAGAAAAAUAAUAAUAAUAGUAGUAAUAAUAAUAAUAAUAAUAAUAAUAAUAAUAAU